Molecule: messenger RNA, 3573 nt
Organism: Argiope bruennichi
Lineage: Eukaryota; Metazoa; Arthropoda; Arachnida; Araneae; Araneidae
Product: pituitary homeobox x-like
Exons: 3
Coding region: 55-1053 (332 amino acids)
Biological process (GO): regulation of transcription by RNA polymerase II; anatomical structure morphogenesis
Cellular component (GO): nucleus
Molecular function (GO): DNA-binding transcription factor activity, RNA polymerase II-specific; RNA polymerase II cis-regulatory region sequence-specific DNA binding
Source: RefSeq, a predicted model, not a curated record
CCGUAAACAACGGCCAAUGGUCGCGGCGUGCAGGUCAGUUUCCACGGCCUCCGGAUGGACACACUGAAUGACUCCCUGUGCUUGCAGGAUCUUGUGGGAGGGCUCCAUCAGCACCACGAGACGUCUAUGAGUUCUCACAUCGGGCCCCUUGUCGGACCCGGGCCCGCGCAACCUCUCGCGGUGUGUUCAUCGCUGCACGCGAUGACCCACCAUCGUUUAGACAACAAUGCUGUUGGGAUGCAUGGACCCACAAUGACACCUGGGAAUGACCACAAAAAAAGAGUGGAUUCCAAUCACCAUCAUCAUCACCCUUCAGGUGGCGAGAAAAUACGAGGUGCAGGUGGUGGGGGAGGAGGCGACGGGGGAGGCGGAGGUGAGAGCGGCGAGAACUCAGGGGCGGACGACGGUGACCCUAAGAAGAAGAAAAGGCAAAGGCGGCAGAGAACCCACUUCACCAGUCAGCAACUACAGGAGCUAGAAGCCACUUUCUCACGUAACAGGUAUCCAGACAUGUCCACGAGGGAGGAGAUAGCCAUGUGGACCAACCUUACAGAAGCAAGAGUAAGGGUAUGGUUCAAGAACAGACGAGCCAAAUGGCGCAAGCGUGAACGCAAUGCCGCUGCUGAGCUGAAAAAUGGUUUCGGCAGCCAAUUCAAUGGACUCAUGCAGCCCUUCGACGAUGGCCUCUAUCCAGGUUACUCGUCUGGAUACAACUGGGCGGCCAAGGUACCCAGCCCACUGGGAGGGAAGAGCUUCCCUUGGCCCACCCUUAACUCCGUCAAUCCCUUAGGACAGUGCUUCAACCCUUCCACACCACCUGUCAGCAUGGCCACCAGUGCGGCUGCACCCUGUCCCUAUGCAGCACCUACGCCACCUUAUGUAUACCGAGAACAGUGUCCUACGAUGACAUCUAGCAUAGCGUCCCUCCGGUUGAAAGCAAAGCAACACACAAGUGGUUUUGGGACGUAUUCUACGGGUGUGUCAGUGUCGCCCAGACAGACACCGACUCUUUCACCUUGUCAGUACGCAGCCGUUGAAAGACCAGCGGUUUAGUAUUCCGUCAUAUUUUGUGUCUGUGUAAAGCUUAGGACAGUGAUGUCUAUAUUCGCUGCUGUAAAAUCUGUUAAUCAAAACAGAUUGCAAAAGAGAGGUAAUUCAAUCAAAGGAAGAGUGCAAUAUGUGGUAUUACACCUUUUGCAAUGGAUGAAAAGUUUCAGAGAUUUCUGCGCGAGAGACACAAAAUAGUCUCUGCUAUAAAUCAAAUUUUGAGGCUUCUGGACUAAAAAUGGCUCCAAAAUCAAUUAAUAUGCAAGGCAAACGGAUUGCGUUAAAAUUUUCGUUGUAGUGAAAAAAACUCUUUUAUCGGCAAUUACAAGAAAAAAUAAGAGGCUUUGGUGAAUUUAUUAUCAAAAAAAUAUGCUAUUACACAACUAACUCAAAUAAAAGAAACUAUAUAGAGACAAAAAUUCAUAUUUUUUUCCUUAAUAUUAACUGUUUUCUGAAUAAUUCUGAUAUAACAAAUGAGUUGAAAUUUAUCAUCAUGUUUCUGUUAAAAAUUCAAAAUUAGAUGCCAGAAUUUUGUAUUUAUCCAUUUUGAUUAUUGUAUUAAUACAGGAUUUUCCCACAUCGAAACUUUAGAAUAACGUAACCCAUUAAACGGAUUCUGUUCCAGCAAAUUUUAUAAUUGCUGUACUCUUGAAUUUUUCUCUAUUUUUCUGAUUUAUUUUUAUAAUUGCAACAUAUGAAUUAGCUUCAUAAUUCACAUCUGGAACAUUUUUUUAAGUAUACCCGAAAGCUAUCAUUGACUAUAAAAUGCCAAUGACAGUUUUAAAAGUUUCUAAGGAGAGAUUUUAAUUUUCAGUCUGCAUGUCGAUUUCCAAAUCAAACUGAUGAUAAUGAAUUGAAAAUAGUUGUGAAGUCAUACCUGCUUUCACCGGCAGAGAAAUGAUCGGGGGGCAUACAUGACAUUUGAAAUGACAGGGAAAGUUUUGUUAGGCCUGAUAAUGAAUGUCACGCAAACUUUCAAUUCGAAACUGCCAAUAUCAAGGACCACUUUGCUUUUUGUUGUCACAUGAAAGGAAUAAAAGUCUUUUUAAAGCGAUUCAUGUCUUGUAAUAAAAAAUGGAUAGUUUAAGAUAACGCUGUACGAAAAAAGACAACGCUUUGUCUGAAAUUUUAAAAAUAAAAAACUAUUCGCACAAUUUGCUUAGGAUUAAAUUAUGAAAAGAUUUCACUUUGCGCAUGAUGAAAAUGUAUUAUUAUCUGCCAGAAAAUAAUCGAAUUUUGGCUACAAGCACAUUUGCCAUUAAUCAACUCAUUUGCAUAAAGUUUUAAUUAUUAAAAAAAUCGUGCAAUUGUCGAUAUAUUUUUUAUCUUAACAUUGUUCGAUAACAUAUAGCAACUUAACAAUGAUUCAACGCAGGCUUAAAACUUUUGGAUGAAAAAUUAUUCUGUUUUCCUCUAUACACACAAAAUAGCAUCAUAAAUUAUAUCUGUUAAUAUUAAUGUAGCAUUUUCUUAUUGACAAAAAUGGCCGAAGUAAGUAAAAUAUUCUAACUCUAAUGAAGAAUUCUGAAUCAGAAACGAAAAUGUUCUUCAAAGAUGGAAUUAAAAAGUUGUUAAAUCUGUUGGAGGAUACCUUAAUGAUUAAUUUAAUGCAAAUAUUAAAAUUUGAAUAAUUUUCUGAUAAAUAUUUUAUAAAAACAAACUUAAGAAAUAUAUAGAGUUGUAUAGUUAAUUUCAUAUAUAAUAACAAGAAAAAUCCAUUAUGACAGAUGAAAAUCAAUCGCAUAAGAAUACUUACCCUUCAAUAAAAUCUGAUAUACCCUCUCGUAUGAGAAUAAUUUUAUUGGUUUACUUAAUUUUAUAUUUACAAAAGUUUAAAAAAAUAUAUACGUUGUCUAAGCAUUUUAAGUUUUAGUCCUCCACAAGUGAAAAUUAACAAAAGAUUAUAUUUUUAAAAUAUCAGCAAAAUACUUGGCAAAGUAACUUAAUUUGUAAUGGAAAGUGAAAAAUGGAAAUCCAUUUUGCCUACAUUAAGCUAUCGAUAAAUAUAUCGAUUAAUGAAGUGUUGCAAAGGACGUCAGUUACCUUUGCAAAAAGUUUUAACAUGGGACGCAAAUUAAAUAAAUAGAAGAUUGUUGUUGAACAUAAAUGGAUUACAAUAUUUUUACCGAUGUAUUGGACAAAGAAUUUCUAUUGAAGACACAGAUAUCCAGAGACUUGGGACAUUGAUUUUUGACUGAUUGACAUAGUGAUUUUGGAACUGAUCAAUUCAUAAGAUAGAAAUUAAGUUAUAAAAAAUGACUAAAAACUUCUAUAAUUUAUGAAUAUUUAUAUCAUAAUCAAUCAGCUAAUAUAAAGUUUCAACAGGAAAACUUCUUCAGAUAAGAUUUUGUUUCAAUUAUUGGCAAAUAACAAAGAAAUAAAUUUAGCAAAAAUUUGUUGUAGUAAUCUAUAGCUGAAAAAUUAAGAACUAGUUGUAUUGAAGUCUUCAUGAGGUACAAACAUAUAUUUUCUAUAUUUUGUUGCAGAAACUGAAUAUUUAGCAUCGUAUAUUGGAGAUUUAAUAAA